AUGUCAAAGCCAAAGGUUGCAAUUGUCUUAUACUCUUUAUACCACCAUGUCUACACCUUAGCCGAAUCGGCCAAAGUUGGUGUUGAAAGAGCUGGCGUCAAGGCAGAUUUAUUCCAAGUCAAGGAAACACUUUCUCCAGAAAUUCUCAAGUUGGUCCAUGCUAAACCAAAAUUGGACUUGCCAGAAGCUACAAAUGACACACUUACCAACUACGACGCAUUUCUUUUUGGUAUCCCCACAAGAUACGGUAAUAUGCCAGCUCAGUGGAAAUCUUUCUGGGAUGGUACAGGUGGAUUAUGGGCUAAAGGAGCAUUGAGGGGUAAACAUGCCGGUGUCUUUGUUAGUACUGGUACCCAAGGUGGUGGACAAGAAACCACCGUUAUCAACACCCUAAGCACAUUGGCACAUCAUGGUAUUAUCUACGUCCCCUUUGGAUACGGACACGAGGGCCAAUCCAAUUUGACAGAGAUCCAUGGUGGUUCACCAUGGGGCGCAGGAACCUUUGCUGCUCCAGAUGGUUCGAGACAAGUUACUGAUCUUGAAAAGGCAAUUGCCGAACAACAAGGGCACGAUUUUGUCGAGAUGAUUACCAAAUGGAAACAAUAA
Lodderomyces elongisporus is the source of this 606-nucleotide messenger RNA. RefSeq names its product Pst2p (gene PST2). Gene Ontology annotation, cellular component: membrane. The transcript has a single exon. Gene Ontology annotation, molecular function: FMN binding; NAD(P)H dehydrogenase (quinone) activity. The record is from RefSeq and is a predicted model, not a curated record. The coding region runs from base 1 to 606 and encodes 201 amino acids. Lineage: Eukaryota; Fungi; Ascomycota; Pichiomycetes; Serinales; Debaryomycetaceae.